AUGGAGGCUUGGGACCGCUUACGUGAUAUCUUCCAAGAUCAUCAAACUUCUCGUGCGGUGACUCUUGAACAAGAAUUCACGACGACUCGUAUGGAGGAUUUUUCCAAUGCCUCCGCCUAUUGUCAACGUCUCAAGAGCCUUGCCGAUCAACUGAAAAACGUUGGGGCUCCCGUGACGAAUAGCCGCCUUGUCUUUCAACUGGUCUCGGGUCUCACUGAUGCAUACAAAGGGGUUGGGACACAAAUGCGCCAUGCAAAGCCGCUCCUACCAUUCACUGAGGCUCCGUCUUCUCUUGUUUUGGAAGAACGUGUACUUGCGGCUAUGGUAUCUCACGGUCCGCCGGCCGGUGGCCCUCGGUCGACGACGCGCCACUCCCCUGGAUAA
Messenger RNA from Lycium ferocissimum, 384 nucleotides. RefSeq lists its product as uncharacterized. Bases 1 to 384 code for a protein of 127 amino acids. The record is from RefSeq and is a predicted model, not a curated record. The transcript has a single exon. Lineage: Eukaryota; Viridiplantae; Streptophyta; Magnoliopsida; Solanales; Solanaceae.